Messenger RNA from Trypanosoma conorhini, 1320 nucleotides. RefSeq names its product TPR Domain containing protein. NCBI's taxonomy places the organism in Eukaryota, Euglenozoa, Kinetoplastea, Trypanosomatida, Trypanosomatidae. Gene Ontology annotation, molecular function: protein binding. The record is from RefSeq and is a predicted model, not a curated record. Bases 1 to 1320 code for a protein of 439 amino acids. The transcript has a single exon.
AUGCAGAGUAGAAGUUUGGUGCCACCGGCACGCACUGACUUCGGCGGUGGCGGUGAAGAGCCGCAGCAAGAGCCUAGAGGUCAGCAAAUGGAGGGAGAAAAGACGAUCGUGUCGAGCACACGGAAGAAAUACACGAUCCUCCCGUCGGCUUCACACAGAUUGCUGGAUACGUCUAGCUUGCGCGCGAUGGAGCGUUACAUUGCACUCAACAGGACACAUCGCUUCUCUGAACGUGAUGGACCACCUGCACGGGUGAUUCCGGAGCUCCCAUUCCAGCGCCUGUACGAUGGUGAUGAAGUGCUUCAUUUGGCAGUAAAGACUGUGCGUGCCAGGGAGAGUGCGCUGGACGUUCCGUUGCGCUUCAUCACCCCUGAGGAAUUCCACGCGCCGCCCCUUGAGGACCCACCGACCAAUCUCCCACUCGCGCGGCGGGUGGCGGCGCUGUUGAAGGGCGCAGAGUCCGUGCCGGUGCAUUGGAUGGAGCAACGCCCAGGGGCCGUUGCCGCAGCCGGUGUUGACGACAGUGUGGUAGUGUUGAAAGUUAUGCGGGAUGCCAUUUCUCGGGGUCAUUCUGCCAUUCGUGCUGGUAACACAAAAGAGGGGGCGCAUCUGUUUUGCACCGCAGCUUCUCUGCAUUACAAUAGUGGGAAUAUGGAGCUCGCACGGUCCUUCUUUGCUAAAGCUCUUUCAGCCUUUGAGUUGAUAGGUGACGUGCGCGGCAUUUCUUUUUGCCACAAUAUCUUGGGUGUCUGCUACUACCGUCUGCGGGAGUUUAAGGUGUCAUUGCUGCAUCACAAACGGCAAGGGUCUCUUGGUGGGUGUUACUCACGGGCGGUGUCUCAAAUCAAUAUGGGGGUCAGUUAUGCCGCGCUUGGGGAGCUGAAUUUCGCAGAAUCUGCCCUUGAAGAUGCCCUGGCAAAUGCACGCACGUGUGAGAGUAGUCUGCUGGAAACAAUUGCACUUGGAAAUCAGGGGCUUGUGCAUCUGCGUAUGGGCAACAUGCGGGUGGCCCAGACAGACUUGGAGCAGUGUCUAGAAAAGUGUAGUCUUGGUGGGGACAAGAGCGGAGCUGCCAUCUGUCUACUGCUGCUUGGUGAACUGUACUCUCUCAUACAUGAUCACCAACAUGCAUUGUUCUACUAUGAACACGCCUACCGCGUUGGAGGAGAGGCAGAUUGCCCUGAUGUGGUGGAUGUGGCUCGCGUCAGCAUUGGCAUCGCUCGUGGCAACGCUGCGUUGAGAGAUGCCGUCAUUUUGCAGGCCAAGCGAAUGGGGCAACAAAUUGACCUCAAGGAUGUUCUGGCGCUGCUUCCUCCGUAG